Messenger RNA from Engraulis encrasicolus (European anchovy), 4102 nucleotides. It is a transcript of the gene psip1a, whose product is annotated as PC4 and SFRS1 interacting protein 1a. Bases 91 to 1608 code for a protein of 505 amino acids. Lineage: Eukaryota; Metazoa; Chordata; Actinopteri; Clupeiformes; Engraulidae. The transcript has 17 exons. The record is from RefSeq and is a predicted model, not a curated record.
UACAGUCUCUCUCCGUACGCGCGGGAGUCGAUAGUGCUAGUUGAAACGAGAGGUUUUCUGGGCCUGUCUGUGUUGCUGAAGGCUGGAAACAUGGCACACGAAUUCAGACCUGGAGAUCUCAUCUUUGCAAAGAUGAAGGGUUAUCCCCAUUGGCCAGCAAGGAUUGAUGAGGUUCCGGAUGGUGCUGUCAAACCAUCCAAUGUGAAGUUUCCCAUCUUCUUCUUUGGUACCCAUGAAACAGCGUUCCUCGGCCCUCGAGACAUCUAUCCAUACUUGCCCAACAAAGACAAGUAUGGGAAGCCAAAUAAGAGGAAAGGCUUCAAUGAGGGGCUGUGGGAAAUUGAAAACAACCCAACAGUGGAGCUGGGUGGACCAAAGCAGAUGAUGUCCGCUGAGUCACUGGAAGACAAAGACUCCAACAUCAGCACCGAGAGAGAGGAUGAAAGUGAUGGUGGUGAUAAAGAAAGGAAGGUGUCUGGCAGUGAAGCGGGUCAGGAGGAGGAGGAGGAGGAGGAGGAGGAAGGGCAGAUGGAGUUGUCAGGGCAGGGGCCCCUGUUUGAGGAAGGUUCUACAGACACCCCACCCAAGCCCAAAAGAAGACGAAUGACAAAGGGGGAAGCAGAUCAGGACUCCGAACAGAAGGGUGUCAACAUUCAUUCAUCAAGCCCACCUGGUGGAGAUGCACCAAAGCGGCGAGGCAGAAAGUCCAAAGCUGAGAAACUGCUCCUCCUGCAACAGCAAGCAUCACACGAGGCCAAUGGAUCAGACAGUGACAUGGAAACGGAAGAUCCCAAACGGAAGCGAGGAUUUGAUGACAAAAGCAAACGCCAAGAGGAGGAUGACGUGAAGGUGGAAAGCCGGAAGAGAAAAGAAGAGUCAAAGAAGGAGCCAGAGGGAAAGCGGAAGAAAAAAGCCAAAGAGGAGAGCUCAUCUGACUCAGAGGAUGAGAAAAACAGUGGAACGAUUAGAAAGCGCAAAUCACUGAAACUUCAGCAGAAUACCACAGACUCUGAAAAAGACGAUCGCCGCCGCAAAGCAGACGACACCAAAGAAUUAGGAAAAGAAGAUGGCAAGAAGGAUGAACAUAAAGGAGACAAAAGAAAAGAAAUAUCUACUGAACAUCGUCUUCAUAGACUGCUUGGAGAAAUCAAGAUGUCUUUAAAGAUAGACAAUCAGGAUGUGAAAAGAUGCUUGGGUGCUUUGGAUGAGCUGAGUUCAUUACAUGUCAACCCCCAGCACCUCGUGAAGAACUGUGAGCUUAUAGCCACGCUUAAAAUGAUUCGCAGGUUUAAGGCCAGCCAGGACGUCAUGGACAAAGCUAGCAUGCUGUAUAAUAAGUUCAAGACCAUAUUCCUUGAGGGGGAGGGGAACUCUGUGUUGAGCCAGGUGCUCAACAAAUCCCUGGCGGAGCAGAGGCAGUUUGAAGAGGCCAAGAAAGAAGUGUUGAAGAAGGCUGAGCAAGCCAAAGUCAAUCGAAAGGAGGGCCAGGAUGUGAGUGAUGAAUCCGUUCCAGAGGUGAAGCAGCCCGAGUCUGAGCAGAGUAAAGCAUCUGAAGAGGCCCAAACCACAGAGGAAGGUGCUCCAGUACCCCAGCAGGAAAGUAGUUGAAACAAACUACUUCUGGUGUGUUGAAGAGGAUCUUCAGAGAUGCUCCUAGCGCCAUGUAGCAGAGUAAUCUGCUUGAACAUGCCUUACCGUGCCUUCAUAUCAGAAAUACCCAAUAGUUCUCUUGCUUUGCACGUUUCUGUAAGGGGACAGAGAUACGUCAACAAAACGUUUGCUGAGGUUAAGACAUUGGACAUAAAUUAAUGGGAGAUACAUUUCGAUACAUUUCUUACUCACCUCUCCUGCUCUGAUCUAAUUAAGUCCUCUCCCUUCCCAAAAUAACCCUGAUGGCAAUUGAGUGUCAGACCAUUUUGUGUGAAGAUGUUUUGCGUGUCUGUCACAUAAGUGAUGCGCGUGCCUUUCCGGCUCAGAGACAUUGAGAAUGUGUUAUGUAUAGUAUGUCGCUAAGCCGACUUUGUAUGUAGCCUACUUUGCUGUUUCGGAGUUAUUAACAAACUGGUGAACUCGCAAACUGCAGCUCAUUCAAAUGUGCCCGUGUGCUAACUCUCAAUCACUAUCCUAAAUAUAAAUACAGUCAUACCACACCAAAAAAACAAAAAACAACGUGAAGCAAGUGAACUAUCAAACUUUCUUGAUCUGAAUACACCCAUACUGUACAUUCCCAGAGGAGUUCAAAAAGAGGCAACAUAGGGGAUUUUUAACAUUCUGAAGUGUCCAUGUAAGAUUCAUUUGUGAGGAGGAGGUGCGUGCUUGACCUGGCUGUCACUAGAUUAAUCUGUUCCGCCUUGCUGGUUGCCUUGCUAGGUCUGCGAAAGUGUGGUUUUAUUUUUUAAAAAUCAUGUGAUUGGGGAAACCACUUGUCUGACAUUUUUACGAUGUGCUACUGUAACUGCUCACAGAAUCAAAAUAACAGUUGACAUAACAGAAUCGAGUGAGUCCAUGCGAGCGACCAUUGUUGUGUGAAAUAGCUCUCGCGUUUCAUUUAUUCUACCCUUCUCGACUACGUUUACACUUUGUCUACGUCACAUCUCUGAAAAUCCUGCGAUCCUCAUUGGUCCGCCUGCAUGGCGAUUGGGGAGCAGGGCGAAUCCAAACAUCCUCCAGACCCUUGUGUAAGCUCAAGAGCGUCUGACAAGAGCCAGAUAAAUGCAUGCUGCCCAUCAUUCAAAGUAGUAGCCACACAAACAUUUAACCAUUUCACUGCUUUUCACAAUUUUGUUCAUCUCAGAAUGGUAGGGGAUAACUGGUUGGGCGAGUGUUAGCAAGAUAGCAUACUAAUUCUGAAGGAGAUGCCAGUAAUGCUAUGGCUAUACUAUACUUUGGUUAGCACAUGUUGGUAGAAUCGAUUAUUUCUUCACACUCCUUUGGUAUGUGGGUGGUUGACAUGACAUGACUUUUUUUUUUUGGUCUAAUGUGUCAAAGCUAAGUAACCUUGACCUAUUUCAUAACCUGAAUCAUUUUAACUAAAUGUGUAAAUGAUCAUAUUUUCAGCAUAUUGUGUGCCACCAUGCUAUCCGGUGUGACAUUGAGAAUUUAACUAGAAAUGCACUCAGAAUGCAGACCUCCGCCAGGGAAGCUGUUUAAUAGAACAUUUGACUGUUACACCCUAUUUUUUCUUCCUGCCUUCUUUUUGUGGAGUUUGAAACUGGAAUGUCAAAAUUCGCCCUAUCCCGCAAUAGGUAUUAUGAAAUUAAUAAAAAACAUAUUGAAAAAUAAUUAGUAAGCCUGUGUAUAUGGGAGCUGAUAAAGUAAAAUAAUGCAAGAUUUAAGAUAUUUAUAGGCUACAUAAAAAUGUGACUCCUUAAUUGAGUAAUAAUAAAGAAUCGUGACGAAUUGAUUUAUAUGAUAAUCAUCGCCCUUUAUAAUUUAAUACACAAUAACAUUCCUGUCACAGUAUUAUAUAUAAUUCAAUAAACUGAUUAAUAAAUUACCCUUUUUAAACAAAACUCUGAACAAUAUACAUUUGGAAAUGUGAGAGUUGCUAGAAUAUAACCUAGUAAUUUUUAUUACUAAAAUUUGAGGCUUUCAUUUUUUUUUCAGCCAAAUAUAUGUCAACCACCUACAUACAGUUUAUUUUUGUAUGCAUUAUACUUCAAAAUACCACAAAAUCCUGUAUGUUACCUUUAAGCCUUUAAGUGUAAGAGAAAGUUUUAUCGCUCUUAAAGGUUUUGCAUACCUUUUCUCCUCUCUGUGCCUUUUUUUUUGUUUUAUUGGGGGAAUAUGCCUAACAUCACAGACAUAGUUGGGGGUGAUGUGGUUGACUUUCUGUAAAGUGUUUGAGAAAAAUCCACACAUUCCUUGUAUGUAUAUGCCUCAUUUAUAUGGUCACUGCAUUUCAAAUUUGUUUCCUAUGGCAUUCAGCGGCUUAACAAGACCAGUAAGUUGAAUGUCAUGUGGAUUAGUAAAUACUAUGACAAAUUUAACAUGUGAAGUAACACCUCUGUUUUCAUUUACUGUAAAUAAGAGUGUUUUUUUUUUAAGCCUGUCUUACAAUGUUACCGUUUUGUUCUCAAUAAAGCAGCAAAACACACUUGAA